Messenger RNA from Equus quagga, 3804 nucleotides. RefSeq names its product dishevelled segment polarity protein 3 (gene DVL3). The record is from RefSeq and is a predicted model, not a curated record. Lineage: Eukaryota; Metazoa; Chordata; Mammalia; Perissodactyla; Equidae. The coding region runs from base 47 to 2203 and encodes 718 amino acids. Gene Ontology annotation, molecular function: frizzled binding. Gene Ontology annotation, cellular component: cytosol. The transcript is spliced from 16 exons. Gene Ontology annotation, biological process: canonical Wnt signaling pathway; intracellular signal transduction.
CGCCCGAGCAGGCCGCGCGCGGGCCGCCGGGCCCGAGGCCGGAGCCAUGGGCGAGACCAAGAUCAUCUACCACCUGGACGGGCAGGAGACGCCGUACCUGGUGAAGCUGCCCCUGCCCGCCGAGCGCGUCACCUUGGCGGACUUUAAGGGCGUUCUGCAGCGACCCAGCUAUAAGUUCUUCUUCAAGUCUAUGGACGACGAUUUCGGAGUGGUGAAGGAGGAGAUCUCAGACGACAAUGCCAAGCUGCCCUGCUUCAAUGGCCGGGUGGUGUCCUGGCUGGUGUCAGCUGAGGGCUCGCACCCAGAGCCAGCUCCCUUCUGUGCUGACAACCCAUCGGAGCUGCCACCACCCAUGGAGCGCACGGGAGGCAUUGGGGACUCCCGGCCCCCAUCCUUCCACCCUCAUGCUGGUGGGGGCAGCCAGGAGAACCUGGACAAUGACACGGAGACCGACUCCUUGGUGUCUGCCCAGCGGGAGCGGCCACGCCGGAGGGAUGGCCCAGAACACACAACCCGGCUGAAUGGAACUGCAAAGGGGGAGCGGCGGCGAGAGCCAGGGGGUUAUGACAGCUCAUCCACCCUUAUGAGCAGCGAGUUGGAGACCACCAGCUUCUUUGACUCGGAUGAAGAUGACUCCACCAGCAGGUUCAGCAGCUCCACGGAGCAGAGCAGCGCCUCACGCCUCAUGAGAAGACACAAGCGGCGGCGGCGGAAGCAGAAGGUUUCACGGAUUGAGCGGUCCUCGUCCUUCAGCAGCAUCACGGACUCCACCAUGUCACUCAACAUCAUCACGGUCACUCUCAACAUGGAAAAGUAUAACUUCUUGGGCAUCUCCAUUGUGGGCCAAAGCAACGAGCGCGGGGACGGAGGCAUCUACAUCGGCUCUAUCAUGAAGGGCGGGGCCGUGGCUGCUGAUGGACGCAUUGAGCCAGGAGAUAUGCUGUUACAGGUAAACGAGAUCAACUUUGAGAACAUGAGUAAUGACGACGCGGUCCGGGUACUGCGGGAGAUUGUGCACAAACCAGGGCCCAUCACCCUGACUGUAGCCAAGUGCUGGGACCCAAGUCCACGUGGUUGCUUCACACUGCCCAGGAGCGAGCCCAUCCGGCCCAUUGACCCUGCGGCCUGGGUCUCCCACACUGCAGCCAUGACUGGCACCUUCCCUGCCUACGGCAUGAGCCCCUCCCUGAGCACCAUCACCUCCACCAGCUCCUCCAUCACCAGCUCCAUCCCUGACACAGAGCGCCUAGAUGACUUCCACCUGUCCAUCCACAGCGACAUGGCUGCCAUCGUAAAAGCCAUGGCCUCCCCGGAAUCCGGGCUGGAGGUCCGUGACCGCAUGUGGCUCAAGAUCACCAUCCCCAACGCUUUCAUCGGCUCGGAUGUGGUGGACUGGCUGUACCACAACGUGGAAGGCUUCACUGACCGGCGGGAGGCCCGCAAGUACGCCAGCAACCUGCUGAAAGCUGGCUUCAUCCGCCACACCGUCAACAAGAUCACCUUCUCCGAGCAGUGCUACUACAUCUUCGGCGACCUCUGCGGCAACAUGGCCAACCUGUCCCUCCACGAUCACGACGGCUCCAGCGGCGCCUCUGACCAGGACACGCUGGCCCCUUUGCCUCACCCGGGGGCCGCCCCCUGGCCCAUGGCUUUCCCCUACCAGUACCCGCCGCCCCCGCACCCCUACAACCCACACCCAGGCUUCCCGGAGCUGGGCUACAGCUAUGGCGGGGGCAGCGCCAGCAGCCAGCACAGUGAAGGCAGCCGGAGCAGUGGCUCCAACCGCAGCGGCAGCGACCGGCGGAAGGAGAAGGAUCCGAAGACCGGGGACUCGAAGUCGGGCGGCAGCGGCAGCGAGUCGGACCACACGACACGCAGCAGCCUGCGGGGGCCGCGGGAGCGGGCGCCCAGCGAGCGCUCGGGCCCCGCCGCCAGCGAGCACAGCCACCGCAGCCACCACUCGCUGGCCAGCAGCCUGCGAAGCCACCACACGCACCCGAGCUACGGCCCGCCUGGCGUGCCCCCUCUCUACGGGCCCCCCAUGCUGAUGAUGCCCCCACCGCCCGCAGCCAUGGGGCCCCCCGGAGCCCCUCCGGGCCGCGACCUGGCCUCUGUGCCCCCCGAACUGACCGCCAGCAGACAGUCCUUCCGCAUGGCCAUGGGAAACCCCACCAAGAAUUUCGGGCUGUUUGACUUUCUGUGACCCCCAGCGAGGGGAGGCCCAGCCUCGGAGGAGACCAGGACCCCUGCUUCAGGAACCCCUCAGGGCUUCUGGAGGAUAUUCAGCCCCCACACCCGCACUUCAACAUGCUGAGUCACUAGGCUUCUGUGGAGGUCCCCAGCCUCUCUCGCCCAUUUAUGGGAGACUCUGUUCCCAUCUCCAGAAUGUGAUCUCUCUUUCUGUCUUUCAUACACAUAUGACUGCACAUGUACACACACACACACACACAUACACACAUGUCUAUGCAAGUUCACUUAACCUUCAGGGCUGGUCCCUUGCCCAGAGGGCUGGACUCUCUCCCAGUCCUCUCCCAAGUUGUGGGGCUGGUCCCCUGACUUCCCUCUCCCCUUCCUUGUAGCCCUCAAGCCUCCCACAUGUCCCCAUCAUCCUCCUACCUGGAUAAAGCCCAUAAGCCAGGUCUCAGGCCAGGCUCAGUAGAGGACUCCCCAGGCAACUGACUGGCUAUUCUCACCCCACACCCUGCGCCCACACCCUUCACUAUUUUCACAAUCACCAUAAUACCCCAGAGCAAGGGUGGGCACGGGGACUUCUGGGACUCCCAGACAGACUGCCAGGUUUUCCUUUUCACCUUAUUCUCCAGUUUAAACAACUCAUGACUCUGUCUAAGCCUCUUCUAUAAAUUCACCUGGCUCACCUAGGCUCUCAUAUUUUCAGGACUGGGUGUCAAGAGUGAGAUGAAGUCCUAACCUCCAGGCUUUGGGGCAAACCAGGGUAGGGCAUUUUGGCAUUCAUUCAUUUAUCGAAUAAACUUCCUGGGAUUUCUGGUGAGUGAGGGGUGUGUUGGAAGUGUGACUCAGUUUUGCCUGCCUUCUGGAAGCUCCGGGUUUGCUCUCAGCCCAGAUCAUGGCUUCCUCUAGCCACUACUACAGGGCUGCCUCCUGUACUCUUCCUUCUCUGACUCUGCAUUGUCCAGAUCUCCUGAGAAUCCCUCCACUAUUGCUCAUGCCUUCAGUGUUGGUGCUCCCAGUGUUCUCUCUCCAGUCCACUUCUCUUUCCUCUCUAUUUACUCCCCAAAUGAUGUCAUCCAUCCUGAUGUCCUCAACUGCCACUGAUAUGCUGGUGAUUCCCAAAUAUGUAUCUCUAGCGCCAACUUCCCUCCAAUCUUUAGAUCUGUAUUUUUAUCACCCACUGGACAAUCCAUGGACAUGUCCACAUGGAUUCAACUCAUUUCCCCACCAAGUGUGUUCCUCCUAAAUUCCAAUCCUGGUUACCUUCAUCACAAUCUACAUAGGCUCACCAGCUAGAAACAUUUAUGGGUUUAAAUUCCUUCCCAUGUCUUACUAGUCAGCAUAUCAUAUCCAUUCCACUCUAACAAUCUUUCUUGAAUUUGGAUCUUCUCCCCUCUGCCUCUACUGUAGUUCACAGGAGCAUGGGAUUUGGAGUCAGGUUGUUCUGGGUUUGAAUCUCAGCUCUAACUACUUUUUGAUUGCGUCAUAGGAGAGUUAUUUAAUCUCUCUGAGCCUCAAUUCCCUCAUAUGUAAAAUGACGAUAAUAAUACCUACCUCACAGGGUUGUUGUGAGGAUUUAAAUUAGAUAUUGUACGGAAAGUGCCUAGCACAGUG